Messenger RNA from Solenopsis invicta (red fire ant), 5276 nucleotides. RefSeq lists its product as uncharacterized. Lineage: Eukaryota; Metazoa; Arthropoda; Insecta; Hymenoptera; Formicidae. The transcript has 14 exons. The record is from RefSeq and is a predicted model, not a curated record. Bases 1 to 5196 code for a protein of 1731 amino acids.
AUGUCUAAAAUUUCUUUAAAGGCUUCCAACACACGGCUUUUGCUCCAUCGUACAAAUUUGUUGACGUCUAGAAAGAAAAUUUUGGAUACUUUCCAAAAAAAAUGGUUGAAGAAAGGUUCGAGGUUGAAGCCGUUUGGGUUUUGCUGUUCUCUCGAUCGUUUCGAUCCUCUCUCGCGAUACGAUCAACGAAUGCCGCCCUACAAGACUUCGCUAACGGCAAUAACUUCUGUGCACGAGUGUCCGGUGGUUAAAAUGCAAGCAAAAUUUUCCCGAUUUUCUCGAGAUAAGAAGAAACCUUCCAAAAUAAAAGCGCCGGACACAGGAAACCAGCAACGACGAUUGACUAGCGAAUUAAGUUAUUUCCAGAUUACCAGAGAUAAUCGAUUUAAAAAGCAAUAUCUGGAAGAUGAAAUUGCAUUGGCAAAAGAUAUCUUUUGGGCAGAAAGACGAAGAAUUCACCAGAGGGAGAGCAAUAAGGCGAUAAGAAUAGCGAAGAAAAAAAGUGAUCCUUUAAUUUACAUUCAAUCAAAAAAUUUAAAAAAUAUUGUCCUGUUCGAAUACAGUAUUAUAGACAAGAAAUAUUCACAAAAAUUCAAGACGUUUCCACGAUGGUAUCAAGAUUUUUCCCCGGAUCAAAUGAAGAAUUUGAUGAAACUGGAAAAUGUAAUGCGCACCGAUUACGAAUUGACAAAGACAUAUGGCACACAAACGAUACUGAUAUCUAUUGGCGUCAUUUCAACAUUCUUCAAAUUAAAGCCGAAUACUAUAAAAGCAUUGCACAGAUCGUGCAACUUGAAUAGUGUCAAUUUCCUGCGAGAGACUUACAGAAUCUUAACGGGAAAAGAUUUCUACAAAGAGGGAUAUAAAAAAGUUUAUGAUUGCAACGAGAGGAUAAUAUUAUCAGCCAUUGCAUUUUUAACACUGCCAGAAACGGUGAAAGAAUUGCAUAAAAGAUUGCCAGCAGUGACUAUGCCAAAAUUGCCACCGAAACCAAAACUAAUAACAUGUGUUACCAGGAGAAAAAAUAUCUGCCCUUACAAGGAAGAAUUAUUUACAUGUCCUGAUUGGGCUGGUUAUCAAAAUGCUUUGCAAAAAUGGCGAAAACGUUGUAAACUAAUUGCAAUUCCAAAAAUAAUCUUACCAUUGAACACAUAUGACCAAUUUUUUAUUAACGACAGAUCAGAAAUUAAAAAAAGGGAGACAGAUAUUUCCAUUGAACAUCAUAGAGAAAUCAGUAUGAAGGAACUGCAGAAAGUUUCUUUAACUAUGUUAGAUCGAGAAGAUUCUUCAAAAGAGAGGAACUUGGAAAUGAAUAAAUCAGCAACUUCCAACAUUUUUCGAUCAGACAAUGGCAAAACAUUUGAUUUUAUUGGGAAUCUUAGUGAAAAGGAAAUUAUAAAACGUAAAAUUAUGAAAAUUGACGUAACUAUUAAAAAAAUGUUAGGCCUUCCAAAACCGCCAGGAGCGAAUCAAAAAUCCUGGUUGGGAAAGAAGAACCCUCAUUACGUGAUAUCCGGAGUGUCCACCAUGCAUUCUAAGAGUCCUGUAAUUUACGAGAUCACGGAAGUGGCUGAUGUAACACCUAGCAAUAGCGACGAAAAAUUCUUCGCAGUACUGAAACUCAAUGAUAAGAUGAAAAAGGUUUUUCCCAGUGGCAGAGAAAAUCUGUCAAUUAAUUGGCAAGAGUGGCUACAAAACGCUGAUGAAGACUACAGACAGUUAGAGGAAAAAGCUGAUGAGUUAAUUAAGAUCGUGCAGACAACAAUAAAAUCGGCAUUUCCUGGACCCGUUUGCGAUAGUUGCUGCUCGUGUCGACAGACCAGAAAGUUUGAUGAAAAAUUGCAACAAAGCAAGAUCGAUAAUAUAUUAAUCAACGUAGCGCAGGAAAAAGAGGAAAAUACAAAUGUCGGCGGUCCGAUGGCGAUGCAAUCCUUGGAGCAGAAUCCAACAGGAUCACCAAUUAACGAGGUUGCUCCGGAGGAUGAGAUUAAAACAAAUAUUAUCAGUGAUGUUGUCAGAGAUGCUGGGCAAAUUCAAUAUUACAUAUCGGGUAUUCAGAGAGACAAAGUACAUGUACCGCGAAAGCUCGAAUCUUCUGUUCCUCAGCUCAAGAAUGUUCCACCUUGUGCGUGUGCCAUUCAACAAAUGGCUGAUAAGGAUAUAAGUCAAAUUGCGAGCAAAGAAGACAUUCCUUGGCCUAAGGAAGAAGAAUUAUGUCCUGGAAAGAAGUACAGGCUCGAUCAGUCAGAUGCAUAUUUUUGCAAGUCGUAUCCUGGAGAUAAAUUCUGCAGGCAUAAUCCUUUCAUGAAGGAAAUAAUGAAGAUGAAAAGAGAAAAAGUAGAAAAACAAGAAGAAGAAGAGGAAGUAAAAGAAAAGACAAAAUUUGUUGAAGCGAUUAAGAAAGAGCCUCAAGUUCCUGAAACGGACGUUAUGGAGAGAAAGAGGGAUAAGUUCAUACCUGAUCCUUAUCCUGCGUAUGACUAUCCUUGGAACAUAUCGCGAACUGCGCCCUCGGCAAAAAUAAUAACAGACUACGAAGCAUCUUUGAAAAUGACAUCACCAAUAUGGGCCACAAAACGCAAUCAGCCAUCAAAAACACAAGAAACACAAAAUGAUAUCUCUUCCUUGAAGGAACUUAAGAAAAUAAAAAAUAAUACUACAAGUCAGGAAAUUAAUAAAGAAAUCUUAAGUUCAUCAAAGAAAAUUAAAAAAAAAAGUCAGAAAAGUAAUGAAAAAAAAGAGAUAAGAGAUAUGAAGGAAAAGAAAAAAGAACCGAUAUCAUUAAAAGAAAUUACAAUUAACAAAAGAGAUACAAAAUCGUUGAAUACAAUUUUUGAAUCUUCGACAAUAUUUAAAACGGAAAAGAAGCAACAAAUAAAGUCACCUAAUAAUCCAGUACAUAAUAAUUCAACUAAACAAUUUAACAAAUUUAAUAAGACUAAACGUAGAAUUUUCACAAAGAAGAAUAAAAUGAAAGAUGCAAUAAACGAAACUGAGGAGAUUGAAAAUCGCAAGCGAGAAAUGGCGAGGUUAAAGAAUAUGUUUAAGUCUAAUGGACUUUUAGGUGACAUUAAACCAGUAGUUCUUCCAGAAGAGUUGGCAGCAAUUAGUCGCUAUAAUACUUCAGAAGAGAAAACUGAAGAAAUAGUUGAUGCUUUAGCUGACGAAGAAAAGAGUCGUAAAAUCUCAAAAGAACCUUGCGGAUGGAGAACAAAAUCGGAGCAGGAACUUCCGGCGAAAAAGACUCUGGUUUAUCUCUGCGAGCCGGAUUAUCCUCUGGAGACGAUGGCUGUUGAUCCUGGAGGACGACUAUGUCAAUGUAGAGAGAACAGAAAUAAGAAAAAAAUUCUUAUGUAUAAUGUAGGUGGUCUGGAGAAGAUAAACGAGAGACGAACUAGGAAAUUGGAAGAAAAGAAUAGGAUUAUUGACGGUGUUCUUUACGUCACGCCACCCAUUAGUCCCCGAAGAAGCGACGAAUACAUUCCAGAAUAUGAUAUUCUCAAAUCACCAUACGAUACAUGUGUUAGCGAAUCUGCAGAUAAAAUAUCGAAGCUGAUAGAAAAAUAUUCCGGACCCAAAAGUUUGGUAGAGAAAAUACGAAAAAAGCCGAAAUCGUGCAAUUGUAAUAACGUCGUCACAAAAGAAGUCCGCGAUCAAAAGAAAGAGCUUGAAGAGAUUCGAAAGAAAUUAAUGGAGUCUAAAUCGCCGGAGGAAAGAUGGAAGAUAGCUUUAAAAGAUAAAGCAUUGAUGGAUUAUUUUACGCAGCGUGACGAUAACGCUCCUUGCUGGACGUCCUGCAAGAAAAUUGGUCGAAGUCCAAAACCUCGAAGAUUGAAGGUAGUAAAGCCUGUAUGUGAAUGUAAAUAUGAGAGAAAGAUUGUGGAACGAAAUGAAGAAAGAACUAAAUGGAAGGAACGUCAACAAAAACUGAAGGCUUUGAAAAAGCAAUCUUUCAUGCAUAUUGUCGAUAUCUCGAAACCGAUGAUAGAGGAGAAGAGUUUCAUUAUAUCGGACGUUAAGAGAGUGUCGCGGGAAGAUAUGGAAGACGAGAUCAAAUACUGUAUAGCAGGUGUGGCAGAAGAUGUGUCUAUGUCGUCACCUCAGCAGAUAGUAGAUGGCCUGCAAAUGGCCACGCCGUUCCAAACACCCUCAUCUAGCAAGGAAGAUAUUUUACAAAUUGCUGCUCCGCAUCGACAUUGGUCGCCAAUGAUUAUUCCACCGGGCCCGUUGCCUAAGAAGGAUGCCGCCUUAAAAGAAGAAAUGGAGCGUAGAAAGAAAGCUAGAGACGAAGCAUUUAAGCUAAUUUAUGGAGAUAAGAACGAGGAAAAUGCAUCUUAUUUGACAAUUUGCAAUGACCGAGAAGCAUUCGACGAGCAGAAAUUGAUGAAGAAAGUUGAGAUGGAAAAAGAUGAUACAAAAAAAAGUCAUGCAAGUAUAAAGGUGGAAACAAAAUUGAUGCUGAGAUUACAAACAUUGAACAAGAAACCCAGUAGCAAAAUAAGACAUCAAGGAAAUGCAUCAAAUAAAGAAAUUGUUGGUAAAGUAAUUCGUGAUAAGAAUAAAUAUUCCAAAGAAGCUGUUGGCGAGAUAGGCCAUCAACAAAAUAUGUCAUACAGACAAUUGAUCGAUAAGUCAGGAGAGAAGAUUGAUGAGAGAAGUCAUCGGAUAAAUGGCGGUGGUGAUAAGAAAUAUAUAAACAACAAAUCUGAUCUUCUAAAGAUUGUGAAGACCGAAUUAAAGAAAAUGGCUGCUGAAGGUUUUACAUUCGCCAAGUUACCGAAAUGUUAUUUAAUGCCACAGCUUCAAAAUUGGAUCAUGUUCAGGGAAGGUGUUGUUUUCACGGAAACUGACAAAAGAAAGUUGAUGCACGCAACUAAAGCGACUUGGAAUUUAAUGGAUACACAAAUAUCAAUCGAGAUCAAAAAACCAUCACUGCAUAUGACAAAAUUUCAACUGAGAAGGUUGACUUAUGAUCAAGUCAAGAGGAUGAAGAAAAAGAUUAAAAAGAUCAAGGCGAUAUUCCACAGCAAAAUACGUAAAAGACGCGUCUCUUACGGUCGUACGAUGUGGAUUACAAUGGAACAUGGAAAAUUUCCGUCCGCAUCAUUCAAAAGAACUUUCUUCACAUAUAUGCCUAGCAAAGAAGCUGAUGGACACGUUUAUAAACCAUGGAUGAGUUCCGAAAUACACAAUUGAGAUCCUAAUAUUUGUUGCUGGUAAUUGUUGCUUAAUUUACAUAGCUGUUCACAUAAUUCAAUUAAGUAUAAUUAAAAACA